Messenger RNA from Sesamum indicum (sesame), 2654 nucleotides. RefSeq names its product putative methyltransferase PMT20. NCBI's taxonomy places the organism in Eukaryota, Viridiplantae, Streptophyta, Magnoliopsida, Lamiales, Pedaliaceae. Gene Ontology annotation, cellular component: endosome; cytoplasm; trans-Golgi network. The record is from RefSeq and is a predicted model, not a curated record. Gene Ontology annotation, molecular function: methyltransferase activity.
AAAAAAGGGAAAGAAAGAUAAUCCCAGAAGAGAUGAGAAGAGAGAGAAUGAAGGAGAAGGAAUGAACCUCUGAAUAAAAGGAAAAACAAAAAAAAGAAGAAAUUUUCUUAUUACCAAAAAUCAAAAAGAAAAAAGAAUCAGAGAGAGGAGGAACAUACAGGUUGCAGCUUGCCAAGCAUACACUCACGGCAGAUUGCGUUAGAGGGAUCUUUCUUCUCUUGAAUUCUUGAUCUCUUCUGAUUAAAGAGAUUGCGUAAGAUUAUAUGGGGAGGGCUCGUUGAUCUCUUCACCGUUUCUUUGUCCAAGAUUCUAGAUAAGUCCGGACACCAUGAAGAAUAGAGAUGGAAAGCCAAAUUCUCAAUCAGAAAAAAGUUCUAGGACAGUCCACUUGGCGAUAAUGUUUGUUGUGCUGUGUGGGCUUUCUUUCUACCUUGGAGGAAUCUUUGGUUCUGAAAAGAACAGAUACAAUACUAAUGACAUUAGUAAAGUUUUUGGAGGUUCCAAGGAAGCGUUGCCAUGUGCUCUCCAAGUCAAAACUGUAAACUUCUCCGAAUGCAGCCCAGAUUUGCAGGAUUACACACCAUGCACGGAUCCGAAGAGGUGGAAGAAAUUCAAUGUUCAUCGACUUGCAUUUCUGGAGCGCCAUUGCCCUCCAGUGUUUGAAAAGAAGGAAUGCUUAGUUCCUCCACCUGAUGGUUAUAAGUUACCGAUCAGAUGGCCAAAGAGCAGGGAUGAAUGUUGGUACAGAAAUGUACCAUAUGAUUGGAUUAACAAACAAAAAUCAAAUCAACAUUGGCUGGUGAAAGAAGGGGAAAAGUUCCUCUUCCCCGGUGGUGGCACUAUGUUCCCGAAUGGUGUGAGUUCCUACGUUGAUUUGAUGCAAGAGUUGAUUCCGGAAAUGAAAGAUGGGACCAUCAGGACGGCCAUUGAUACUGGAUGCGGGGUUGCUAGCUGGGGAGGUGAUUUACUAGAUCGAGGAAUUCUAACCAUCUCUCUUGCCCCCAGAGAUAAUCACGAGGCUCAAGUGCAAUUUGCACUAGAACGGGGAAUUCCUGCAAUGCUUGGCGUCAUUUCAACACAACGACUUCCUUUCCCUUCACUCUCUUUCGAUAUAGCACAUUGCUCAAGAUGCCUUAUUCCAUGGACUGAAUUCGGUGGAGUUUACCUCUUAGAGAUACAUCGUAUUCUCCGACCUGGGGGCUUCUGGGUACUUUCUGGGCCCCCAGUGAACUACGAGAGACGUUGGAGGGGAUGGAACACGACAAUUGAGGUUCAGAGAGCAGAUUAUGAGAAGUUGCAAGAUUUGCUCACAUCAAUGUGUUUUAAACUGUACAACAAGAAGGGCGACAUUGCUGUUUGGCAGAAAUUAUCAGAUAAGAGCUGCUAUAAGAAGCUUGAGGCCCCGGAUUAUUACCCACCAAAGUGUGAUGAUGGUAACGAACCUGAUUCAGCAUGGUACACUCCGAUUAGGCCUUGCGUAGUCACUCCAAACCCGUAUUACAAAAGAGUAGCAUUAACAAAGCUAGCCAAAUGGCCCGAACGACUAAAUAUUGCUCCUGAGCGCCUUUAUGAUGUUCGUGGUGGAAGUAGCGAUGCUUUCAAGCAGGACAAUAAGAAAUGGGAAGUACGGGCAAAACACUACAAGAAGUUGCUCCCAGCAUUAGGAACUGAUGAGAUAAGAAACGUCAUGGACAUGAACACUCUGUAUGGGGGUUUUGCUGCUGCUUUCAGCGAUGCUCCGUUGUGGGUCAUGAACGUCGUUUCCUCGUACUCUGCAAAUACACUUUCUGUGGUUUAUGACAGAGGCCUCAUCGGGACUUUUCAUGAUUGGUGUGAGGCUUUCUCAACGUAUCCUCGAACGUAUGAUCUUCUUCAUCUUGAUGGCCUUUUCACCGCUGAGAGCAACAGGUGUGAGAUGAAGUACGUUUUACUCGAGAUGGAUCGUAUCCUCCGCCCCAACGGGUAUGCGUUGAUCCGGGAAUCCAGCUACUUCAUGGAUUCUAUAACCGCAAUAGCUAAAGGUAUGAGAUGGGAGUGUCGUAAGGAAAACUCGGAACCUGAUGCCAAAGGGGAAAACAUACUGAUUUGCCAGAAGCAACUCUGGUUUUCCUCUCAGCAAAGUUCAAGAUGAUACGGAAAUCGAGAAACACUACAUGUUCUGGGGAUAAGUUUUCAUGUAGAGAUCAGAUAACAUUAUGUCCAGACUACCAUAGGAGAGAAUUAAGGUAUAAUACUACUCACAGGAAUGAUUUUGUGGGGCACAAACCUCUCAACUGAAGAAGAAUUUGGGUACAUAUAGUAACUGCUUUUUUGUACUGCUUUCUGCGAAUUCUUCUUCCAGUUUUUAGUUCAGUAUAAAGGGUUAACUGUGCUUUACCCUCUCAUGAAAAUACUAAUAGCCAUAAAAUCCCGUCGAGCAAACGGAAAGGCAACGUCCCACAUCACGGGGUUGCUUUUCCGUUUCUCCAAAAGUUCAGGGGAUCGCAUUGUUCUUUCAUUUUUUAGGGGUUUGUCUUCGGCUUAUUAGUAUUUUUACAGGGGGGUUUGUUGUAAUUUUAUUUUUUAAAUCUUAAUAAAAGAUGUUAUUUCAAGAUCCAUGGAACCUCGACGGGCAUGUUUAAGUGUUGACGUUGAGGUUUCAAAGAGUCGUAAUA